Messenger RNA from Coregonus sp. 'balchen', 23785 nucleotides. The record is from the annotation of a GenBank genome assembly. Lineage: Eukaryota; Metazoa; Chordata; Actinopteri; Salmoniformes; Salmonidae.
GCGUGGAUUGUGACAGGGGGGCUGAGGGAGGGGGUGGGCCGUUGUGUUGGGGAGGCAGUGAGGGAUCAUGUGGCGGCGGCCUCCUCCCUGUCCCAGAAGAAAGUGAUCGCUGUGGGUGUGGCCCCCUGGGGCCUCGUGCACAACAGACAGUGUCUCGUCAACGCUGAGGUACACACCCACAUAGGGUGCACGCGCUGACACACAAACACACACACAAAUGCACGAAUGCACGCACACAAGGUGUGACCACACACACAUACACACACACGCACACACACACACACUGUUCAAUAUAAUUAAACAUGCACAGACACAUACACACAUAUAGUAGCUCCCCUCUGCUUCUCACCCUCUCUCACUCAGCAAAGCAAAACCACAGGAAUUCAAAUUAAUAAUAAUAAUAAGGUAAUUGUAUUACACAAGGGAUGGUAAUCAUAAUGCUCUCUCUCUCUCUCUCUCUCUCGGUCUCUCUCUCUCGGUCUCUCUCUACCCUCCUUUCACUUCCCCGAUCUCACUCUCCCCCUCUGCCUUUACCCUUCUCUACCCCUGCUCUCUCGCUCUCUCGCUCUCUCUUCCUCCCUCAGGGUAGUUUUCCAGCACGGUAUUAUGUCCAGAACACGUCCCAUGAUUCGUGCUCCCUGGAUAGUAACUACCAGGCCUUCCUGCUGGUGGAUGAUGGGAGUGUAGGCCGGCGGGGAGGGGAGAUGGCCUUCAGGGCCAAGAUGGAGGACUACAUCUCCCACCAACGCACAGGCAUCUGGGGUGAGACUCAGUAGACACAUAGGUUACAUACGCGCAUGCACGCAUACAUGUGCAUAGACACACACACACACACACACACACACACACACACUUGUAAGACAAGCCCCCAGGUGUACAGGUGAUGUGCAGUAUGUUUAAGCCACCCAUUUAAGGUGUACUAUGUUCAGAUCAACAAUAUUACUUUUCUUAUCAGCAAUCAUGUUUCCAGUUCACACAUUUCAGCAUGAAAGUGUGAAGUUAAGCCGUAAUGAGUAUUACAGGGGACCACUGAACGGUAACUCCUUGCUUGCGGUUGGAAAAUGCGACUAGAUGUAAUUCAAUCAGUAGAACCACAAUAAUGUUGAUAGCUAGAUGCUAUAAAGCCCAUAUCCUAUUGCCACGUAUUUACAAAACUUGUAUUGCUUAUAUUUGGUGGGUUAUUUAUAUAUUUCAGGAAGAAAGACUAACAAGUUCAUCCAAAGUUGAACUCAUCUGGCAAACAACCCAUUGGAGUUUCUAUUGGAGUUUCUAUAGUUUCUAUUGACAUCAUGACUACACAAGGCAAUCUCCUCCUCUCUUUUGUGUAGUGUUCCAUUUUUGUAUUUGUAUUUUAUAAGGAAAUACAUUUAACUCACCGUUCCAAACCCAUGAUGCUUGUGGAAAAAUACAUAUUCUUAUAAAUAUUUGUAUGAGUAGUAAAUCAUGAAACAUUCACACAUUGACAUAAAUAUGAUGGACAUUCACUAUGACAUCUGAUCAAUGAUUCAUGACAAAAAACUUAACAAUAAUUUGAUACAUUCUCAUUCUCCCCACACCCACACCCCUUCCCUGUACCUUUUGUUUUCCAGGUAGUGGCAGUAUAGAUGUCCCUGUAUUGUGUAUGCUCAUCUCAGGGGAAGCUGCCAUGCUGGAGGUAAGCUAUGGCAACAUCACUAUCAUCACUUUGACUUACUUUAAUUUUCAUGACCUCUCUACUGUCUCUCUCUCUCUUCUCUUUCUUUCUUUCGCUCUCUCUCUCUCUUUUCUGGUUCUCUCUCAUACCUCUCUCCCUCAGAGGGUGGAUCUCUCACUGAAGAAGGCUACUCCCUGGCUGGUGUUGAAUGGUUCUGGUCCAGCGGCGGACCUUAUCUGUGAGCUGCUGGAUGCCCUGUCAGCCAUGCCCAUGAGCCCCACCUCUCCCCUGCAGGAGGGUGAGGGGAGCGAGAAGCCCAGUGCGGAGCUGCGUGACAGGGCCCGUGAGAGGGUCCGGAGAUACUUCCCUGCCAAGGCAGACCUGGAGAAGCUUGUGGACAGGGUGAGUGAGUGUGGGUGUUUUUAUUUUAUUUGUCACGUGCACAGUUUACAGCAGGUAUAAAAGGUACAGUGAAAUGCUUGUUCGCUAGCUCCCACAACAUUGCAGUACAAUAAUCAAUAAUAAGAAGUAAAAAAAAAAAAAAGUAAUAGAAGAGGUAGUAUGCAUAGUAAUGUUUGUGUGUGUGUAUAUUUAAGCAAUAAAGCCCAAGGGGGUGUGGUAUAUGGCCAAUAAACCACAGCUAAGGGAUGUUCUUAUGCACGACGCAACGCAGAGUGCCUGGAAACAGCCCUUAGCCGUGGUAUAUUGGCCAUAUACCACAAACCCCGAGGUGCCUUAUUGCUAUUAUAAACUGGUUACCAACAUAAUUAGAGCAGUACAAAUAAAUGUUUUGUCAUACCCAUGGUAUACGGUCUGAUAUACCACGGCUUUCAGCCAAUCAGCAUUCAGGGCUCGAACCGCCCAGUUUAUAAAAAGUGUGUACGUGUACAAGCAUCCACGCGUCUGUAUAUGGGUGUUGGUGUGUGAAAGUGAGUUCGAGUGAGUAAGCGAGUAAGUGUCCCGUGUGGCUCAGUUGGUAGAGCAUGGCACUUGCAACGCCAGGGUUGUGGGUUCGAUUCCCACGGGGGACCAGUACGAAUGAAAAUGUAUGCACUCACUACUCUAAGUCGCUCUGGAUAAGAGCGUCUGGUAAAUGUAAUAUAAAUGUAAGUGACUAUCAUACUGCUCAUCUCUUUAUUUUCUCUCCCUCCCCCAUCUGUCCCCCCCCCCCCCCCACCCACCCACCCAAAGGCUCUGAGUAUCUAUAAAAACAGAGAUCUGAUCACAGUGUUCCACGGGGAGCAGGAGAGUCCUGAUGAUUUUGACACGGUGCUACUGAAGGCUCUCGUCAGAGGUAGGUGCGUGUAUGCAUGUGUGAGUGUGUGUGGUGUGUGUGUGUUUGCUAUCUAUUGACAGAUAUGUUGAACCUGAUCCUGGUCAAACUACUCAUUCGCUCUAUGUAUUUUUCUGUCAGCUAGUAAACGUGUGUCAAGUGAUGCCAGUGAGUACACAGAGGAGCUGAAGCUAGCAGUAGCCUGGAACAGGGUGGACAUCGCUAAGAGUGAACUCUUCAACGGAGACAUCCAAUGGAGGGUGAGCUGCUCCUCACGAUCACCACUAUCACCACUGUUAAACAGCAUUUAUUUUCUUUGAUGUUAUUUAGCUGACAAGGUAUUUAUUAUAUUCAAAACAGGCAGGUAGAACAGACCGACAGGCAGACUAUCUUUCCGCUUCACAAAUUGGAAAUUGAACAAUAUAGAGAGGCUAGGGCGGUGGAGAAGGGAAGUUGGAAAUCGAUUCAAUUCGUGAAGCGUUCCUUAAUUUUCUCAAUAGUAUUGUUUCAACUUUGACAGACAUAUAGAUUUACUGAUCGAUAGACAUGUUUAUAAAAACACCCUCCUAUCCUCCCAUAGUACGAGGACCUGGAGGACUCCAUGACGGAUGCGCUGAUCAACGACAAGCCCCAGUUCAUACGUCUCUUCAACGAGAACGGCCUCAACAUCCUGGACUACCUAACUUACAGGCAUCUGGAGGUCCUGUACCGCUCGCUGUCCGACAGUUCUCUGGCCUACACGCUGCUCCAGCGGCUUCUCACAGAGAGGCAGGGCCUGGCCGGAUACCUGCCUACUGCUGCCUGCUCUCCGAAAGAGGCCUUAGCCCUCAAGAGCCCCCAGAGCCCCAUGAGCCCCCUAUCAGGACCCUCCUCUGCCAAAGAGCUCAGCUUGUAUGAGGUGAGGAGGGUUUAGGGCUGUUGCGGUGACUGUAUUACCGCCACACCGGCGGUCACGAGUCAUUAAGGCAGUCAAAUUCCACGUGACCGUUUAGUCACGGUAAUUAGGCUUCUCCAAGCUCUGAUGCUGCUGAUGGUCAUUAGCAGCCUACCAAACUGGCUAACUACCUGGUACUCAGCACUCUAUUGUCCCUCUAAUCACUCUGACGUCAAUGCAAAUGUGAUCGAAAAAGGCAAGAAACAAUGCCUUUUUUUGCGACUUUUCAAAUCAUAGUCGCACACCUCAUGUAGCCUAGCCCAUAGGCCUAUAUGUGGCCAAAUAACUUCUUAAAAUUAAGCACAUUAAUCCACUUUACAAGGGGUGUAGAGCCUAACUGGCAUACAUAAGCAGCACGUGAGUUUCAAGUUUGGGGAAGAUCAUUUUCACCAUACAAAUGCACCUUUUAUAAUAAAAGCAAACAUGCAUAAUCACUUUUGAUAAUGGUUUCCCGCUAAUGGAACAUUCGCGCUUAUAGCCUACUGCAGUGUGCGCAUUGCUGCGCUUAUAAUGUGAAGAAAUAGCCUGAUAGUUUAUCACAUUUUAAGCUAAACGUUCUGAUCUGUUGCGUCAGCCUCAUUGCGUUAAUCAAGUUGUUUUAAUUCUAGAGGUUGUAUUGAUUUGGUUCUAUCACAUCCCACAACUGUCCCAGUCUAUGUUUGGAAUAUUUAUUUCUCGCACAGAAUAGAAUAGGUCGACUUUUGUACUAUCGGGGAUAGUAGAUUGACAUAGGCUAGUGCUUAUGCUGUUCGUUAGGCCUUGUUGGAUGACGAAAAGUAAAUGUGGACAGUUUUUCUAAUAUCUUCAAUAUGCACCUCGGAAUUGGAUAAGGACGCGCGCAGUUGCAUCCCCGAAGUGUCUGUCUUCACUUGUAGCCUGUGAGAAAGACCCGAUCACGUGAUGAAGAGCCAUGUGGGUGAGAGGUGCUUCGGAGCACGCAGCACUCAGGGAGAAGGGAACAACGACCACUGGCCGCAAAAGGCAUGGAUUGUUUUAGGGUGCAUUACUGCCAUACAAAGGGGAUGCAGCUGGGAAAUUUGAGGCAUUAUCAAGUGGUUGUCAAAGUGUGUACAGCCUGCGCAAAAAACAAAGCAGAGCUCAUGCCUUUUCAAGUGACUUUUUUCAAAUCAUCAUUAGAGUCCCAUCAUGCAGCCUUAGAAUGUAUUACAAAUCAAAACAACGUUUGUAGAACAACUAAAGUUACAUUACUAACUCUAAAUUAAGCAUAUAGGAGUACCUACAGUACCAGUCAAAAGUUUGGACACACCUACUCAUUCAAGGGUUUUUCUUUAUUUUUACUAUUUUCUACAUUGUAGAAUGAUAGUGAAGACAUCAAAACUAUGAAAUAACACAUAUGGAAUCAUGUAGUAACCAAAAAAGUGUUAAACAAAUCAAAAUAUAUUUUAUAUUUGAGAUUCUUCAAAUAGCCACCCUUUGCCUUGAUGACAGCUUUGCACACUCUUGUCAUUGACUCGUAGUGUAUUUCUUAAUGUAUGCACUCACUAACUGUAAGUCGCUCUGGAUAAGAGCGUCUGCUAAAUGACUAAAAUGUCAAUGUAAAUGUUAACCGCUCAACACAGAAUAGCCUCAGGUGUGCACUCCCUCAAAUCCUUUGGAGAAAAUAUUAUUUAUAUUUUAUUCAGCUUUGUUCACUUGUAUUCUUCAUACAAAUUUUUUUUAUAAAAUAAUGCCAUGGAAUUCUAACCAAAUCUUGUCUGCUAAAUGAACUAGUGUAGCCCACAGCCAUAUGGCAUAGCCAGAUCAGGACCUAACAUAAGUACAACUCAGAGUAAGCAAUUCUGUUCUUCUGAAAUAGACAUUUUCUUACAUUUACAUUUUGCAGACGCUCUUAUCCAGAGCGACUUACAGGAGCAAUUAGGGUUAAGUGCCUUGCUUAAGGGCACAUCGACAGAUUUUUCACCUAGUCGGUUCGGGGAUUAGAACCAGCGACCUUUCGGUUACUGGCACAACGCUCUUACCCACUAAGCUACCUGCCGACCCUUCUUCAUAUCAUGUUUCUUUAGACCUGUCUAAAAUAAAUAAUGGAUUUAUUGUGGAGGUGUAGCCUAUAUUAAAUGGAUUUAUUAUACUUUUUUAAAUGUAGAUGUUCCAAAGGUCAGCAUCGGUGGCUUGUAGGCUAUGUGUGGAAGCCAGGAGAUGCUAAAUGUGUUUGUUAAUUAACGGUCAAUUACCGUGAGACCGACAGUUAUUUGCUUGACAAUCACCGGCUGACAAAAUUUUGUGACCGCCACAGCCCUAGGAGGGAUUGCACUUUAUUUUAUGGUACAGAAAUGACUAGGUAUUUAUUGAGAAAUUAUAAAAUCAAUUGAUUGGUCAAUUGAUAAAAUAGGAGGGGUCAAAGGGAAGGUAUGGCGUAAUUCGCUGUGCGUGGAGUUGUAACUCAGUUGAUCGAAUGUAGGUGUUUUGUUUGAUAAUCUGCUUUAACUAUUUAAUCAUCUCAGUUCUAUGUGACUUCCUCUCGCCUCUCGCUCAAGGUGUCACGGCUUCUAUGGGACAUCCUGGGAGAUGUGUGUGAGCCCUUCUACUACAGCCUUCUGGGUUUGGACCAGAGCACCAGCACCAGGAGAGCAAUGAAGGUAGUGGCUACCAUAGCUGCACUCUUUCCACUAUACCCCUCAAACUCAACUCUGGACCUUGAAGCUAGUUCCACUGCUUUUUAAAUAAAUGGUUCCCCUCUAAUCAGGGACUGAUUUAGACCUGGUGCAAUUAAUUAUCAGGUAGAACCAUUUUCUAUUGGUAGAACAGAAAACCAACAGGCUCCGGACCUCGUAGGGUAAGCGUUGAAUACCCCAACCCUAUACACUUAGAAAAAAAGGUGCUAAGUAGAACCAUAUAGGGUUCUUCGGCUUGUCUCCAUAAGGGAACACUUUUUGGUGCAAAGGUAGAACCCUCUAUGAAGGGUUAUUCCUAGAACUUAUAAAUGGUUCUACCGAGAACAGCGGUCGUCAGUUUCACCGUGUUUGCCUCCGAGACAUUGGGGCGGCUGACAUCCGGGUUAGCGAGCGUUGCGUAUAAGAAGCAGCACUGCUUGGCAGAGCAUGUCCUGAUACUACCGAGCCAUUGGGGAGUUGCCGCAAUGAAACAAGGUCGUAAAGACACAAUUGGAUAGCACCAAAUUGGGGAGAAAAUGGGGUAAAAUUGGAUAAACAAAUGUAAAAAAUAAAUUAAACUCUUUAUGACAAGAUAUUGCAUAUAUCAUAAGACCUUUCUUUGAUGGCCUAGUUAUACCCUAAUAAAGUGGUCUGAAGCUCCUGGUUUACAAGUCACAUUAUGCUGGCUUGCAAAGUGAUGUGUAAUUCUUAUUGGAAUUCAGCCAGAGCGAGGAUAUCCAGCAACUGGAAUCACCCGCAACCUGCAUUUAGGAUGACUGCCAUGGUAGGGAAGAAUAAUCAAUGAGACUACCUAAAUCAUCUAAACUGGAACAGCCAUCUCAGUAACAGGUGCAAUAAGUCUUAACUACUAACAGAUUGGACUAGUUUAGAAAAAUGUGUGUUAUUUAUAUUUGUGUAGCAUAAGAUUAACCAAGCAAUCAAUGGACAUGCAAAAACACAGAUACUGAAACAAACAAUUCUGAAAAUCAACCUGCCAAAGAGCGUGCUGGGAAAUAUGAUAAUGAUGGUACUGGUUUUGAGUGUUUUACUCUACACAGAGUAAAAAUGACACAAUCACACUCAACUCUGGUUAUUGACACCAAUACUGGGGUUCUUUUACACCACUAAGUGUUAAGCUAAUUUAACUCCUAAAUCAACACAAGAAAUGUUCAGGGGAGUUUCCAGGAUUUGUUUUAAUGGGAGCCAAGGGGGGACCAAGAACCACACAAAAUUGGCUUAAAGUACGAUGCAUUGUAUUGAGCAACUGUUUCAACUGUUAGUUUGUCCCUAAUCUAUUGGCAUUAAAUAAUGAUCAACCUUUGAAGGCAGCAUUAAUUAUGAGAUUUGUAUCACUAAUCUGAUUCUGACAUGGUUCGAUUGGUGAUAGCAAUUAGGUGGGAACCUGGAAACCAAAACAAUCACCUUUAUAAUAAAGCAUAGCAUGCAUUUAUCGCCUUUUAUAAAACAAUUUAAUCAAAGUGUAAUGGUCGCAUACACGUUUAGCAGAUAUUAUAGCGGGUGCAGUGAAAUGCUCCUCAACAAUGCAGUAAAAUGUCACAAUUUAAAAUAAAUAAAUAUCAGAACAAAUACAAAUUACAAUACAAAUAACACUAACAAUAAUCCAAGUUGGGAGGAUGUGGCGUGUAGAGGCAGGCCGGGUGGACGUCAUGGGGGUGGUCGGGGAGGUUGAGGGUGGAGGAGGUUCAGGAGUGGAGGCAGGCAGGCAAGGUAGAAUUGUUGUGGAAUUGGCUGUGUCCAUAAAAUGUGUGUAGUGUGUGUGGGCUGGAGGUGGAGGCCUGGGCGUUGUUGUUCACUGGUUUGCUCCAAUUGGGGAAGGGGUAGUGGGGGUUGAAGGGUAGGAAAGGGAAAUAUAUCCUAUAUAAAAAGGAUAUGUAUAUGUAUUUAUAUGUAUGUGUAUGUGUGUAUGUAUGUGUAUGUAUGUACAGUGAGGGAAAAAAGUAUUUGAUCCCCUGCUGAUUUUGUACGUUUGCCCACUGACAAAGAAAUGAUCAGUCUAUAAUUUUAAUGGUAGGUUUAUUUGAACAGUGAGAGACAGAAUAACAACAACAAAAAUCCUGAAAAAAAAACGCAUGUCAAAAAUGUUAUAAAUUGAUUUGCAUUUUUAUGAGGGAAAUAAGUAUUUGACCCCUCUGCAAAACAUGACUUAGUACUUGGUGGCAAAACCUUUGUUGGCAAUCACAGAGGUCAGACGUUUCUUGUAGUUGGCCACCAGGUGUGCACACAUCUCAGGAGGGAUUUUGUCCCACACCUCUUUGCAGAUCUUCUCCAAGUCGUUAAGGUUUCGAGGCUGACGUUUGGCAACUCGAACCUUCAGCUGCCUCCACAGAUUUUCUAUGGGAUUAAGGUCUGGAGACUGGGUAGGCCACUCCAGGACCUUAAUGUGCUUCUUCUUGAGCCACUCCUUUGUUGCCUUGGCCGUGUGUUUUGGGUCAUUGUCAUGCUGGAAUACCCAUCCACGACCCAUUUUCAAUGCCCUGGCUGAGGGAAGGAGGUUCUCACCCAAGAUUUGACGGUACAUGGCCCUGUCCAUCGUCCCUUUGAUGCCGUGAAGUUGUCCUGUCCCCUUAGCAGAAAAACACGCCCAAAGCAUAAUGUUUCCACCUCCAUGUUUGACGGUGGGGAUGGUGUUCUUGGGGUCAUAGGCAGCAUUCCUCCUCCUCCAAACACAGCGAGUUGAGUUGAUGCCAAAGAGCUCCAUUUUGGUCUCAUAUGACCACAACACUUUCACCCAGUUCUCCUCUGAAUCAUUCAGAUGUUCAUUGGCAAACUUCAGACGGGCAUGUAUAUGUGCUUUCUUGAGCAGGGGGACCUUGCAGGCGCUGCAGGAUUUCAGUCCUUCACGGCGUAGUGUGUUACCAAUUGUUUUCUUGGUGACUAUGGUCCCAGCUGCCUUGAGAUCAUUGACAAGAUCCUCCCGUGUAGUUCUGGGCUGAUUCCUCACCGUUCUCAUGAUCAUUGCAACUCCACGAGGUGAGAUCUUGCAUGGAGCCCCAGGCCGAGGGAGAUUGACAGGUCUUUUGUGUUUCUUCCAUUUGCGAAUAAUCACACCAACUGUUGUCACCUUCUCACCAAGCUGCUUGGCGAUGGUCUUGUAGCCCAUUCCAGCCUUGUGUAGGUCUACAAUCUUGUCCCUGACAUCCUUGGAGAGCUCUUUGGUCUUGGCCAUGGUGGAGAGUUUGAAAUCUGAUUGAUUGAUUGCUUCUGUGGACAAGUGUCUUUUAUACAGGUAACAAGCUGAGAUUAGGAGCACUCCCUUUAAGAGUGUGCUCCUAAUCUCAGCUCGUUACCUAUAUAAAAGACACCUGGGAGCCAGAAAUCCUUCUGAUUGAGAGGGGGUCAAAUACUUAUUUCCCUCAUUAAAAUGCAAAUCAAUUUAUAACAUUUUUGACAUGCGUUUUUCUGGAAUCAUCAAAGAACCCUUUCUUCAAAAAUAGGUUCUAGGUUGAAACCCUAGCCUCACAAAGAAUCCUCCGUUUCCAAAAAGUGUUCUUAAAAUGAAAACAGUUAUUGGUAGAACCCUAUCCCUCCGCAAAUAACUAUGUUAGAACCCUUUUUUCUAAGUGUGUAGUGCACUGCUUUUGACCAGGGUCCAUGAAUUACAAAUGCAUCUGUUCUCAAUGCCAAGGUCCAGUGAACUAGGCCUACUUAUUCAUGUUAUAGAGUAGACUCCACUCCACCAAUAUAGUUGAAUUAUCAACACUGCUUAGGUUAUACAACUGCAUUACUUGCCAUAGAAUGUAACUGUGACUGCUGUGCUAACCAAGCUGUAUUCACUCUCUCGAUCUCUCGCUCUAUAUAUCUCUCUCCCCUCUCAGCAAGUGAAUAAGUUGUUGCUGGGGGAUUGUUCGUACAGGGAGCAGAGCUGUCUCUAUCCGUGGGCCUCUCUGUUCAUCUGGGCUGUGCUGCAGAACCGCAGCGAGAUGGCUGUCUACUUCUGGGAGAUGGUAAUUUUUUUAUUUAAUUUUUUUAUUUAAACUUAAUAUGAGCAGGUGAGUCAGUUAAUAAUGUAUGGGAACAGGCAGCUGUAAUGACAAUGAGAACAAUGACUCUCUAAUGGGUGCUUCAUUCUAUAGCUAGAAGACUCCUGAUAUCUUAAAGUAUAAUUUGUGUCUAUCUGUUGUCUAGUGCUGUCUUUUUGCUAGCUAGGGCUAUCUACUUUAAGUGCUGCAUGUCUUCCCAAUAGCCUACUUGGUGUGUGAACUGCUGACUGCUAUUAACAUUUUCAAAGACUCCAGCCACCCUAAUCAUAGACUGUUCUCUCUGCAACCGCACAGCAAGCGGUACCGGAGUGCUAAGUCUAGGUCCAAAAGUCUUCUUAACAGCUUCUACCCCCAAGCCAUAAGACUCCUGAACGCUGCUGCUACUCUCUGUUUAUUAUCUAUGCAUAGUCACUUUAAUAACUCUACAUGUAUUACCUCGACUAACCGGUGCCCCCGCACAUCGACUCAGUACCGGUACCCUCUGUAUAUAGCCUCGUUAUUGUUAUUUUUACUGCUGCUCUUUAUGUCUCCUGAGUGGCGCAGUGGUCUAAGGCACUGCAUCGCAGUGCUAGCUGUGCCACUAGCGAUCCUGGUUCGAAUCCAGGCUCUGUCGUAGCCGGCCGUGACCGGGAGACCCAUGGGGCGGCGCGCAAUUGGCCCAGCGUCGUCCAGGGUAGGGGAGGGAAUGGCCGGCAGGGAUGUAGCUCAGUUGAUAGAGCAUGGCGUUUGCAACGCCAGGGUUGUGGGUUCGAUUCCCACAGGGGGUAUGAAAAAAAUAAUAAUAAUGUAAGUCGCUCUGGAUAAGAGCGUCUGCUAAAUGACGUAAAUGUAAUUAUUUGUUACUUUUAUUUCUUAUUAUUUUAUAUUGUAUUUUUUUUGGUGUAAUUUUGGGGGUAUUCUUUCUUAAAACUGCAUUGUUGGUUAAGGGCUUGUAAGUAAGCAUUUCACUGGCAUUCGGCACAUGUGACAAAUAACAUUUGAUUUGAUGAUUGUUCAAAUCAAAUUUAAUUGGUCACAUACACAUAUUUAGCAGAUGUUAUUGCGGGUGUAGCGAAAUGCUUGUGUUCCUAGCUCCAACAGUGCAGUAGUAUCUAACAAUUCACAACAAUACACACAAAUCUAAAAGUAAAAGAAUAUAAAUAUUAGGACGAGCAAUGUCGGAGUGGCAAUGACUAAAAUACAGUAGAAUAGAAUACAGUAUAUACAGUACCACUCAAAAGUAAUGUCAUUUCUCUUUGCUUAUUUGAGCUGUUCUUCCCAUAAUAUGGACUUGGUUUUUUUCCAAAUAGGGCUAUCUUCUGUAGUAGUCAGUGGCUGUAUUGGUUUCUCCUCUCCUAGGCAAUCAGCAAUUAUUACCGGGAGAUGUGCUCUUCACCUUUGCAAUGCAAUUAGAAAAUAUUAUUAGUACUUCAGUCUCCCUUGUUCUUCUCAGCGGCGCCCGCGUUAGCGGCUGUCUCGUCGCAAAACUAAGACCAUCGCCGAAACAAAGACGGUUCUGCAGAGUUGUUCUGUGGAAUUAUUUGAGGAAGGAAAGAGAGGAAGGCUCCACACCACUCUCUCACUUGAAUAUCUUACCUAGUUAUUUUCAGAUGAUCUCAUUUUGCUCUUUUGUAGCUUUGCCAACUAUGUGUGUGUGUUUUCUAUUCCAGUUCACUCCUCUCCCUGUAGGCUUUACAGACACUCCCCACCCCUUGGCUGCAACCCUUCUAAUUUAGUGCUCACAACCCAUGUGGAAUUCCUUGUCUCUGGCAGUGUUUGGAACUGCCGAUGGCGGUCAAGAACGCAGAGUUAAUCUCAGCCUAUGCUGCCCUUCAGUCCCUUGACUUUUUGGCCCUGACAUGGAUCACCCCAAGAACACUGCUACUCUCUCUUCAUCUUACUACGUUUUGUCUCAUAGUCCGAGAGCAUCUGGUCGUCGUGGUGGUGGCACAGGGCUGCUCAUUUCUCCUAAAUGGAGAUUUUCUAUUUUCUCCCUCUCUCACCUGUCCAUCUCCUCAUUUGAAUUCCAUACUGUCACUUGUCCACUCAAGCUUAACAUUGUUGUCAUCUAUUGACACCUUGAUAAGCUCAUUUCCUGACGAUGGCUCUUCGAACUUCAACCUCCCGACGUCUGCCUUCGAUUCAUUCAUUUCCAGCUGUCUCUUUCCCCUGCUUGCCUCUUUUAACCUCACCCUUUUCCAGUCCCCCCCACUCACAAGGCAGGCAAUAUGCUUGACCUCAUCUUUACUAGAGACUGUUCACCUACUAAUCUCACUGCAACCCCCUCCAGGUAUCUGAUCACUACUUUGUUUCCUUUUCUUUCUCCCUUUCCUCCAACCCUAGCCACUCAGCCCCUACCCAGAUGGCCAUGUGCCAUCGCAAUCUUCGCACUCUAUCUCCCAAUACUCUCUCCUCCUUUAUCCUGUCAUCUCUCCCUUCUGCUAAAUCUCUUUUCCCUCCUGUCUCCUGAUUCUGCCUCUUCAACCCUACUCUCCACCCUUUAUGCAUCCUAUGACUCGCACUGUCCUCUUUCCUCCCGGCCAGCUUGGUCCUCCCCUCCUGCUCCGUGGCUAAGUGCCUCAUUAAGAGCUUACAGAACAGGGCUGCGGGCAGCUGAGCAAAAAUGGAUCCAAACUAAACUUCUGGAGGACCUAUCAUCCUUUCACUCCUCCUUAUCUACCUUCUCUUCCUCGGUAUCCACUGCUAAAGCCACUUUCUAUCACUCUAAAUGUCAAGCUUCUGCCUCUAACCCUAGGAAACUAUUCUCCACCUUUUCCUCCCUCCUUAAUCCUCCACCCCCUCCCUCCUCCCUCUCUGCAGACGACUUUGUCAACCACUUUUAAAAGAAGGUUGAAGGCAUCCACUCUUCAUUCAAUCAGCCUAUUGAAUCCACUGGUCCCACUCACACAGAACUACCCUAUGCCUUGAGCUCUUUCUCCCCUCUCUCUCCAGAUGAAAUACUGCGACUAGUGGUGUCAGGCCGCCCGACAACCUGCCCGCUAGAUCCCCAUCCCUUCCUCCCUUCUCCAGACCAUCUCUGGAGACCUUCUCCCAUUCCUCACUUCCCUCAUCAACUCAUCCUUGAACGCUGGCUGUGUCCACUCUGACUUCCAAAUGGCCCAAGUCGCUACCCUCCUCAAGAAACCAACACCUCAACUCCUCUGGCGUCAAAAACUAUAGACCGGUAUCCGUUCUUUCUUUUCUUUCCAAAACACUUGAGCGUACUGUCUCUGAGCUAUCUCUCUCAGAACGAUCCUAACCAGUCAGGCUUCAAGACGGGUCACUCAACCGAGACUGCUCAUCUCUGUGUCACGGAGGCUCUCUGCACUGCCAAAGCUGACUCUCUCUACUCUGUUCUCAUCCUCCUAGAUCUAGCCACUGCCUUCGACACUGUGAACCAUCAGAUCCUCCUCUCCACCCUCUCAGGGCUGGGUGUCUCUGCACACUCUUGGAUUGCAUCCUACCUGGCAUGUGAUGUGGAGAGGAUCUGUGUCUACACCACGUACUCUCACUACUGGUGUCCCCCAGGUCUCAGUCCUUGGCCCGCUCCUCUUCUCUCUAUACACCAAGUUACUCGGUUCUGUCAUAUCCUCACAUGGUCUCUCCUAUCAUUGCUAUGCGGCUGUCACUCAUCUACUUUUCUCCUUCCCCCCUUCUGACACCCAGAUGGCGACACGAAUCUCUGAGUGCCUGGCAGAUAUCUCAGCUUGGAUGUUGGCCCACCACCUCAAGCUCAACCUCGACAAGACAGAGUUGCUUUUCCUCCCAGGGAAGGCCUGCCUGCUCCAAGACCUCUCCAUCACAGUUGACAACUCCACGGUGUCCCCCUCCCAGAGUGCAAAGAACCUUGGCGUGACACUGGACAACACCCUGUCGUUCUCUACAAACAUAAAAGCAGUGACUCGCUCCUGCAGGUUAAUGCUCUACAACAUCCGUAGAGUACGAACCUACCUCACACAGGAAGCGGCACAGGUCCUAAUCCAGGUGCUUGUCAUCUCCCAUCUGGAUUACUGCAACUCGCUGUUGGCUGGGCUCCCAGCUUGUGCCAUCAGACCCCUGCAACUUAUCCAGAAUGCUGCAGCCCGCCUGGUGUUCAACCUUCCCAAGUUCUCCCAUGUCACCCCACUCCUCCACACACUCCACUGGCUUCCAGUUGAAGCCCACAUCCACUACAAACCAUGGUGCUUGCCUAUGGAGCAGCAAAAGGAACUGCCCUUCCCUACCUUCAGGCUAUGCUCAAACCCAACACCCCAACCCGAGCACUCCGUUCUGCCACCUCUGGUCACUUGACCCUCCCAUCCCUAUGGGAGGGCAGCUCCCGCUCAGCCCAGUCCAAGCUCUUCUCUGUCCUGGCACCCCAAUGGUGAAACCCUGUCCAUCUUCCGAAAACAUAUGAAACCCUACCUCUUCAAAGUGUAUCUUAAAUACACUUUGUCCCACCUAUCUAUCUUAAGAUAAAUGCACUAACUGUAAGUCGCUCUGGAUCAGAGUGUCUGCUAAAUGACUAAAAUGUAAAUGUACAGUGAGGGACAAAAGUAUUUGAUCCCCUGCUGAUUUUGUACGUUUGCCCACUGACAAAAGAGUAUCAGUCUAUAAUUUUAAUGGUAGGUUUACUUUAUAAAUUGAUUUGCAUUUUAAUGAGGGAAAUACGUAUUUUUUCCCUCACUGUAAAUGCUUGAAGUUAAACUAAUCUGUAGAAAAAUUCAUUAAUUAACGAAUGGACAGAUGCAUUUUAGCAUUGAUCUCUUCCCCUUUUAUAUCCCCUUCUGUCUUUCUCUCUCUCUCUCUCUCCUCUCCUUCUCUCCUCCAGGCAGGGGAGUCUGUCCACAGUGCUCUGACAGGCUGUAAGAUUCUGAGAGAGCUGUCUAAACUGGAGAGUGAGACAGAGACCAAGCUCUCUAUGAAUGUGCUAGCCCAGAAGUUUGAGAACUUGGCCCAUGGUGGGUUAGCCUUAUUCUGGCUGUGUGUUUGUACUGUGAGGAUGUCAAUGUAGUGGUUAUCAACUCUGUUAUGCAUACAUGUGUGCAGCUUAUAUUUUGAGAGUGAAGUUAACCAUAAUACCUGGUAGCGGGUCCGCAUCAGACCGUAAGGGACCACCUGUUCUGAAAGUCUGCUGGACGUCAUCCCAGUCUGGGACCAUUUGCAAUGCUUUCACACUCAAUGCCUUUAAGAUUAGGACUGAAGCAAACCAAUCCACACUCCUAAUGGGAAACCUUAUGUGAAAACCUGUGACCUGUUUCCUCUCUCUCUAGACGUGUUCAGUGAGUGCUACCAGAGCAGUGAGAGCCGCUCUUUCACCCUCCUUAUAAGGAAGUCUCCGGUGUGGGGCGGAGCUACCUGUCUGCAGAUGGCCACCUCAGCCGACGCACGCCACUUCUUCAGCCACGAUGGCGUGCAGGUCUGUACUAAACUCAGGGGUCAGAGGUCAAGGUGUGUGUGUUUGUGUGUGCGUGUGUGCUUUGUGUGCGUGCAAACGUGUGUGUGAAUCUUGAAUCAAAUUAAAUGUGUCACAUGCUUCGUAAACAACAGGUGUAGACUAACAGUGAAAUGCUUACGGGUCCUUUUCCAACAAUGCAGAGUUAAAGAUACAACAUUUAAUAAUCUGUGUGUGCGUGUGAUCUGUGUUCACAUUAAUCUUUAUAAAACUAACCAGCCCCUUAGAUUUCCAGAGUGUGUGUGUUAGAACAUGGAGGGUGGUUAAUUGAAGUUUCUCAGGAUCAACUCUGCUCCUACCUCUUCCUCUGGCAGUCUCUGCUGUCUCAGAUCUGGUGGGGAGACAUGAAGAGGAGCACGAAGGUCUGGAAACUGGUCCUCACCUUCUUCUUACCCCCCCUCAUCUACACCAACCUUAUCAGCUUCAGGUUAGUGUCUGUCUGUCUGUCUGAGAAUUUCCAAUCCAUUAAAGGUGCAAUAUGCAGAAAUCGCUCCUCCAUUUCCUGGUUGAAAAAAUUAUAAUACUUAGCCUAAUUUCAGUUUAUGUGACAAAACAAGCAAUUUAUAGUGUAGAGAAUCAUUGUACCAUCUAAACUGCUGUGAAAUAUAUUUUAAUUAUCCAAAAAUAUUGUAUUUUCAGCUGUUUGAAACUGGUGUACAAAACCAAAAGUAAAAUAAGAAAAAACAAAACUUAAGAACGGGAAGCAUAGAAAUAGUGCACAUAAAAUCAGAUCUACCGCUUCUUAGACUUGCUUUCAAUGAGAAUGACAGAUCUAUAAUUCACAUUUCUAUGUGAAUUUGGGCAGGUCGCCCAAAAAGUUACAUAUUAUGCAUAAUAAGCAUUAAAAUACAGAGAAGAUUGGCUGCCCACAUGAAAAAAUUAUACAGUUUACUAUAGAAUUCUAUAUACAGUACUACACACUGUAGUAUCCCUUGAUCAUGUGUAGUACUUACUAUAGAAUGUUGUAGUAUAAUGUAGACUACUAUAGUAAAUACUACAGUAAUGUCCGCAACAACAAAAGCACAGUCUGCAAAAAAAAUGAUAUUAAACAAAAACACUACAGUAAUUACUAUAGUAUAUACAAAAAACAUUUUACCACAGUAUUUAUACUAUAGUAAACUGUAAAUACUAUAGUAUACUACAGUCAUAUCUGCAAAAGCACUAGAGUAAAUCGAGUCAGAGUCAAGGCAGAGACCGGAAAAAUGCGAGUCUAAUUCAAGACCAUGAUUGUAAUUGUGUCAAAUGUCACCAUAAUAACAGUUCAAAACAUCCAGUAUUUAUGUGUUCAUACACAAUAUAUACAAAGUUGUGUGGACACCCCUUCAAAUUAGUGGAUUCGGCUCGUUCAGCCACACCCGUUCCUGAGAGGUGUAUAAAAUAAAGCACCGCCAUGCAAUCUCCAUAGACAAACUUUGGCAGUAGAACCCGUUCCUGACGGGCUCAGUGACUUUCAACGUGGCACCGUCAUAGAAUGCCACCUUUCCAACAAGUCAGUGCAUUACAUUUCUGCCCUGCUACAGCUGCCCUAGUCAACUGUAAGAGCUGUUAUUGUGAAGUGCAAACGUCUAGGAGCAACAAAGGCUCAGCUGCGAAGUGGUAGGCCACACAAGCUCACAGAAUGGGACCGCUGAGUGCUGAAGCAGAGGAGGAAUAAUGGUCUGGGGCUGUUUUUCAUGAUUUGGGCUAGGCCCCUUAGUUCCAGUGAAGGGAAAUCUUAAUGCUACAGCAUACAAUGACAUUCUAGACGAUUCUGUGCUUCCAACUUUGUGGCAACAGUUUGGGGAAGGGCCUUUCCUGUUUCAGCAUGACAAUGGCCCGUGCACAAAGUGAGGUCCAUACAGAAAUGGUUUGUCAAGAUCGGUGUGGAAGAACUUGACUGGCUUGCACAGAGCCAUGACCUUAACCUCAUCGAAUACCUUUGGGAUGAAUUGGAACGCCGACUGCGAGCCAGGCCUAAUCGCCCAACAUCAGUGCCCGACCUCACUAAUGCUCUUGUGGCUGAAUGGAAGCAAGUCCCCACAGCAAUGUUCCAACAUCUAGCCUUCUCAGAAGAGUGGAGGCUGUUAUAGCAGCAAAGGGGGGACCAACUCCCUAUUAAUGCCCAUGAUUUUGGAAUGAGAUGUUCGACGAGCAGGUGUCCACAUACAUUUGGAUAAAAGCAGAGACUCAGAGCUACAAAAUGGUAUAUCAUACACUGCAGUUGAGGAACAAUGGGAUAGUAAUUCUGCUUUGAAAGUUGAUAAACUUGUAACCCCACUUUUGAGAAAAUUGCCCUUGAAUGUUUGGUACACCUACUGGAGAGCUCUUUGUCUACACCUAUUCAGCAUCUUUCACACCUUAAGUCUUAGCCCCACCCUUCUUUUUAAGGAUUCACAUGUGAGGCCAUAUGCUAAACAGAGUGAGUAAGGUAGUGUAGUAAGCAACCAAAGAUUUCAAGACUAAAAGUGGUGAAAGUACACUACAAUAAGGAAAAACAACAGGUAAAAAUACCUAUAUCCUAAUCUGACUUUGGUGCAUGUCAUGUUGUUCUUCACAUUACUGUCUCUGGUAAACACACACUAUAUCAAAUAAAAUCAAAGUUUGUCACAUGCACAGGAUACAGAAGGUGUAAAUGGUAAAGUGAAAUGGUUACUUGCAUAUAUGCAUAGUAGCAAUAUCAAAAAUAGAAAGUGUCCAGAUAAAAAUAUUUUAUAAUUAUUAGUUGAUGCUUACCCAGACACACUUGUCUAAAUGAUAAAUGAUAACCACAUCUAGCUAAGUGGAUGGGUCACUAUUGUCUAGACAUGUACACAUGUUCAUGAAAUACAAUAGAUGGCCGUAGUCACCCCCAGACACACCUGGCUAACUUGAUUGGUCAUGUAAUCAUCUGGCGAAGUGGAGUCUUUUGUUUAGACAUGUAGCUAGCUAGCUAGCUAAACAAUGAACCAUCAUCCCAACCCAUACUACUAGCAAUACAAACAGAUUGUCAUAGCUAGCCACCAUGCAUGAAAUGCUGUAGUAUGAAUCGGCAGGGACAGUGAAGGAAUAAAGUAUUUGAUCCCCUGCUGAUUUUGUACGUUAACCCACUGACAAAGAAAUUAUCAGUCUAUAAUUUUAAUGGUAGGUUUAUUUAAACAGUGAGAGACAGAAUAACAACAACACAAUCCAGAAAAACGCAUGUCAAAAAUGUUAUAAAUUGAUUUGCAUUUUAAUGAGGGAAAUAAGUAUUUGACCCCCUCUCAAUCAGAAAGAUUUCUGGCUCCCAGGUGUCUUUUAUACAGGUAGCGAGCUGAGAUUAGGAGCACACUCUUAAAGGGAGUGCUCCUAAUCUCAGCUUGUUACCUGUAUAAAAGACACCUGUCCACAGAAGCAAUCAAUCAAUCAGAUUUCAAACUCUCCACCAUGGCCAAGACCAAAGAGCUCAGGGACAAGAUUGUAGACCUACACAAGGCUGGAAUGGGCUACAAGACCAUCGCCAAGCAGCUUGGUGAGAAGGUGACAACAGUUGGUGUGAUUAUUCGCAAAUGGAAGAAACACAAAAGACCUGUCAAUCUCCCUCGGCCUGGGGCUCCAUGCAAGAUCUCACCUUGUGGAGUUGCAAUGAUCAUGAGAACGGUGAGGAAUCAGCCCAGAAUUACACGGGAGGAUCUUGUCAAUGAUCUCAAGGCAGCUGGGACCAUAGUCACCAAGAAAACAAUUGGUAACACACUAUGCCGUGAAGGACUGAAAUCCUGUAGCGCCUGCAAGGUCCCCCUGCUCAAGAAAGCACACAUACAUGCCCGUCUGAAGUUUGCCAAUGAAAAUCUGAAUGAUUCAGAGGAGAACUGGGUGAAAGUGUUGUGGUCAUAUGAGACCAAAAUGGAGCUCUUUGGCAUCAACUCAACUCGCCGUGUUUGGAGGAGGAGGAAUGCUGCCUAUGACCCCAAGAACACCAUCCCCACCGUCAAACAUGGAGGUGGAAACAUUAUGCUUUGGGGGUGUUUUUCUGCUAAGGGGACAGGACAACUUCACGGCAUCAAAGGGACGAUGGACGGGGCCAUGUACCGUCAAAUCUUGGGUGAGAACCUCCUUCCCUCAGCCAGGGCAUUGAAAAUGGGUCGUGGAUGGGUAUUCCAGCAUGACAAUGACCCAAAACACACGGCCAAGGCAACAAAGCAGUGGCUCAAGAAGAAGCACAUUAAGGUCCUGGAGUGGCCUAGCCAGUCUCCAGACCUUAAUCCCAUAGAAAAUCUGUGGAGGGAGCUGAAGGUUCGAGUUGCCAAACGCCAGCCUCGAAACCUUAACGACUUGGAGAAGAUCUGCAAAGAGGAGUGGAACAAAAUCCCUCCUGAGAUGUGUGCAAACCUGGUGGCCAACUACAAGAAACGUCUGACCUCUGUGAUUGCCAACAAGGGUUUUGCCACCAAGUACUAAGUCAUGUUUUGCAGAGCGGUCAAAUAUUAAUUUCCCUCAUUAAAAAGCAAAUCAAUUUAUAACAUUUUUGACAUGCGUUUUUCUGGAUUUUGUUGUUGUUAUUCUGUCUCUCACUGUUCAAAUAAACCUACCAUUAAAAUUAUAGACGGAUCAUGUCUUUGUCAGUGGGCAAACGUACAAAAUCAGCAGGGGAUCAAAUACUUUUUUCCCUCACUGUAGCUAAAGCUAACCAACUAGGUUCAAUGUUAGGCUAUAACUAGCAAUGGAAAUGUAUUUUCUGAGAUGCUAAUAAUAUUACUACACAGAUCAUGCACGUACCAUUAGCUAGCGAGACAGCAAGCUAACGUUUUCUAACUAGCUAACAGUAUGCUUUAACUUGCAAUGAAAAUGACUUUGACAAAAUUAGAAACGUAUAAUAUCUUAAAAUGUAGCUAGACUCUUACCCGUACACUGUACAUGGAUGAAUGCUUCACUGCAAGUCGGAACCCCUGGUGUAAUUUCCAUUUUGUUUGGACAGCUUGUUUGGGCCGUGUUGUGUCAAGUCACUCCGGUUUACACUGACCGUGUGCAGAAUGUAAUCCAUCACAACUUUUUCCCACUGAUCUAUGUCGAUAGCGCCUACUAAAUUCAGGGCAGCAAUGUUGUUGAGAGCAGUAGCAACACUCUUGCAGUUCUCUAUGGCUAACGUUAUACAGUGGGGAGAACAAGUAUUUGAUACACUGCCGAUUUUGCAGGUUUUCCUACUUACAAAGCAUGUAGAGGUCUGUAAUUUGUAUCAUAGGUACACUUCAAUUGUGAGAGACGGAAUCUAAAACAAAAAUCCAGAAAAUCACAUUGUAUGAUUUUUAAGUAAUUAAUUUGCAUUUUAUUGCAUGACAUAAGUAUUUGAAACAUCAGAAAAGCAGAACUUAAUAUUUGGUACAGAAACCUUUGUUUGCAAUUACAGAGAUCAUACGUUUCCUGUAGGUCUUGACCAGGCCUGCACACACUGCAGCAGGGAUUUUGGCCCACUCCUCCAUACAGACCUUCUCCAGAUCCUUCAGGUUUCGGGGCUGUCGCUGGGCAAUACGGACUUUCAGCUCCCUCCAAAGAUUUUCUAUUGGGUUCAGGUCUGUAGACUGGCUAGGCCACUCCAGGACCUUGAGAUGCUUCUUACGGAGCCACUCCUUAGUUGCCCUGACUGUGUGUUUCGGGUCGUUGUCAUGCUGGAAGACCCAGCCACGACCCAUCUUCAAUGCUCUUACUGAGGGAAGGAGGUUGUUGGCCAAGAUCUCGCGAUACAUGGCCCCAUCCAUCCUCCCCUCAAUAUGGUGCAAUCGUCCUGUCCCCUUUGCAGAAAAGCAUCCCCAAAGAAUGAUGUUUCCACCUCCAUGCUUCUUGGUUGGGAUGGUGUUCUUGGGGUUGUACUCAUCCUUCUUCUUCCUCCAAACACGGCGAGUGGAGUUUAGACCAAAAAGCUCUAUUUUUGUCUCAUCAGACCACAUGACCUUCUCCCAUUCCUCCUCUGGAUCAUCCAGAUGGUCAUUGGCAAACUUCAGAUGGGCCUGGACAUGCGCUUGCUUGAGCAGGGGGACCUAGCGUGCGCUGCAGGAUUUUAAUCCAUGACGACGUAGUGUGUUACUAAUGGUUUUCUUUGAGACUGUGGUCCCAGCUCUCUUCAGGUCAUUGACCAGGUCCUGCCGUGUAGUUCUGGGCUGAUCCCUCACCUUCCUCAUGAUCAUUGAUGCCCCAUGAGGUGAGAUCUUGCAUGGAGCCCCAGACCGAGGGUGAUUGACCGUCAUCUUGAACUUCUUCCAUUUUCUAAUAAUUGCGCCAACAGUUGUUGCCUUCUCACCAAGCUGCUUGCCUAUUGUCCUGUAGCCCAUCCCAGCCUUGUGCAGGUCUACAAUUUUAUCCCUGAUGUCCUUACACAGCUCUCUGGUCUUGGCCAUUGUGGAGAGGUUGGAGUCUGUUUGAUUGAGUGUGUGGACAGGUGUCUUUUAUACAGGUAACGAGUUCAAACAGGUGCAGUUAAUACAGGUAAUGAGUGGAGAACAGGAGGGCUUCUUAAAGAAAAACUAACAGGUCUGUGAGAGCUGGAAUUCUUACUGGUUGGUAGGUGAUCAAAUACUUAUGUCAUGCAAUAAAAUGCAAAUGAAUUACUUAAAAAUCAUACAAUGUGAUUUUCUGGAUUUUUGUUUUAGAUUCCGUUUCUCACAGUUGAAGUGUACCUAUAAUAAAAAUUACAGACCACUACAUGCUUUGUAAGUAGGAAAACCUGCAAAAUUGGCAGUGUAUCAAAUACUUGUUCUCCCCACUGUAUCUUUUAAAAAGCAGUUGUAGCUGGGAUUAUCUACACAUACUGAGCAGCUCAUGUUAUAGUCUGAAGCAUGCUACAUGUCAGACCAAACCGAACUCAUCUCUCGGCAUGUCCAGCCCAGCCAUUAUCUCAGCCAAUCAUGGAUAGCCGGAAAGUUCUUGUCUUUUUCUGUGGCUAAACCAAUUAGGCUCGUUAUUUUAACAAUUUUAUUCGUAUUUACAGAUGGCAUAGAAGUUUGUUAUUAAGGCACAUGAAAGGCACAUGUUCCAGAAGGAAUUUUGAUCAACAACAACAACAAAAAUAAGUUCAAAUGCCUCUCCUGUGAAGUAGUGAUGUGCGACAUAUGCCUAGCGUCCUGAAACAGGUCACAUAUGUAUAUUUGGUGUAUAUUUGUGUUAUAUUGUGCAGGGCACAUUUGAAAAAGAGACCUAGGUCUCAAUAUGUCUUCCCUGGUAAAAUUAAGGUAAAAAAAAGUAAUACACUUUUCUUUCACCACCAUCUUACAAUAUCGUUCAAAUUUUCAAUUCGAAAUGCUGACUUAUUUUCCUCUUUGCUUCCCCUUCACAGGCUAUCUUCUCUCUAUCACAUUUUUUAUAUGUGGAGCGUUCCUUAUUUUCCUCAUACAGGGUGAAUUUGAGAAAUUGGAAGCUGGUGGUGAAACUGUCUGUCGGUCUUUAAUUUAUUUCUCAAUCUCUCUCUCUCUCUCUCUCUCUCUCUCUCUCUCUCUCUCUCUCUCUCAGGGAACAUGAGGAAGAGGUGAAGUCGGAGGAGGUGCCUCAUGGUCGAGACACAGAGAGUCUGGACGGAGGAGAUGCCACUAUGUUCUCCCUCUCCGACAUCAUGCAAACGUAAACACACACGCACGCACAUACUCAUCCAUGCACACACACUAAGUAAUUAUUCCCAUUCUUGUCCUCUCAGGGAAAAGGAUGUCGAGGAAUAUGCUGCUCUAAGGGCCAAUCUGAAAAGUGCCCCCUCCUCCAAUCCCAAGAGGCCCUUCGUACUGCUGCGCUGGCGGGAGUUUUGGUUUGUGCCCGUCACCUCGUUCCUAGGCAACGUGCUAAUGUACUUCCUGUUCCUUGGCCUGUUUGCUUAUAUCCUAUUGUUGGACUUCAAGCCCCCGCCCCCUCACGGCCCAUCCACCUUAGAGUUUGUUCUCUACUUCUGGGUCUUCACCCUGGUCUGUGAGGAGUUUCGACAGGUAGGACGCAUCACAUGUAAACAAACA